Messenger RNA from Didymosphaeria variabile, 2937 nucleotides. RefSeq lists its product as uncharacterized. The record is from RefSeq and is a predicted model, not a curated record. Gene Ontology annotation, cellular component: membrane. The transcript has 8 exons. Gene Ontology annotation, biological process: intracellular sodium ion homeostasis; intracellular potassium ion homeostasis; proton transmembrane transport. Lineage: Eukaryota; Fungi; Ascomycota; Dothideomycetes; Pleosporales; Didymosphaeriaceae. The coding region runs from base 1 to 2937 and encodes 978 amino acids. Gene Ontology annotation, molecular function: P-type sodium:potassium-exchanging transporter activity; ATP binding; ATP hydrolysis activity.
AUGAAGCCCAGAAAAGAAAGCAGGAGAGUGCAAAAAAAGCGAAGGAGCGCGCCGGCAUUGGUGAACCUCGCCGACUUGGAAUGGCAUACUUUAUCCAUUGACGAACUCCUUCGCCGUCUCUCCGUCACUCUUUAUCAAGGCCUCUCUCCAGAUCAAGUCACGCGCCGCCUUAACGAACAUGGCAAGAACAAGAUGACACCACCCCCUUCGGGGGUGUUCGGUAAGAUCAUGGGCUACUUCUUCGGUGGCUUCGGAUCAAUACUCCUUGUUGCUAGUAUACUCGUUUUUAUCGCCUGGAAGCCGCUCGGAAACCCACCUGCAAAGUCCAACCUUGCGCUUGCCAUCGUUCUGGUGGUUGUGUUCUUUUUCCAAGCUGCCUUCAACGCAUGGCAGGACUGGAGUUCAGCUCGCGUUAUGGCUUCUAUCGGAACUAUGUUGCCCGACCAAUGCAUCGUAGUCCGCGACGAAAACCAAGCUAGCAUAUCGGCAACUAGCCUUGUUCCAGGAGAUAUCGUAAUCAUCAAGCAGGGGAACAAGUUGCCUGCCGAUGUUCGCUUUGUCGAGGUGUCCAGCGAUGCUAUGUUUGAUCGUGCGAUCCUCACAGGCGAAUCCGAACCUUGCCCUGCGACGACCGAUGCGACCGAAGACAACUACCUCGAGACGCACAACAUCGGCAUGCAAGGUUCUCACUGUAUUUCCGGAAGCUGCAUUGGUGUCUGCGUCGCUACCGGUGACAACACAAUCUUUGGACGUAUCGCGAAGCUUACAAGCGAGCCGAAGACCGGGUUGACGCCGUUACAGAAGGAGAUCCUGCGAUUCGUGCUCAUCAUUUGUGUCUUCAUUACAGCUGUUGUCAUACUCAUCGUCAUCUUAUGGGCUGCAUGGCUUCGAAAAGACUACCCCAAUUGGAUCGAUGUCCCUCUUCUCAUCGUUGAUUGUGUGUCCUGCGCGGUGGCCUUCAUUCCAGAGGGCUUGCCGAUCGCGCUUACCACUAGUUUGACUAUUGUCGCGAACAUCAUGAGGAAGAACAAAAUUCUUUGCAAGUCGCUCAAGACAGUGGAAACUUUGGGUGCUGUGUCGGUCAUUUGCUCAGACAAGACUGGUACUUUGACCAAGAACUCCAUGCUCGUCACAAACAUCUACACAGGAGGCGAAGAAUACACGCCCGAAGCCGCCCGCGAUCUCAUGGCAGUCCUCCGGUCCGAGAACAACAUCGCAUCACUUACUAAGAAGCGCGAAGACGUUAUGGAGGACCUUCGCUUGCUCUCUGGUCUUUGCAAUGCCGGCGAAUUCGAUGCCGCAACCAUGCACCUGCCCAUCAGCGAGCGAAGAAUCAAUGGUGAUGCGACCGAUCAAACUAUCUUGCGCUUUUCCGAAGGCCUCGGAUCGGUCGCUGAGCUUCGUCAGACUUACAAGAAGGUUUUCGAGAUCGCUUUCAACAGCAAGAACAAGUUUAUGGUGCGUUUGAUCAUGCCAGCAUCUCAGGGUGCGUCCAACAAGCAAUGCACGCUCAUGAUCAAGGGAGCGCCAGACAUCAUCCUCACCCGCUGUAACUCGAUAGUCGGCGACCAUGGCGAGGUUCUUCCACUGACCGAGGUCCAAACCUGGCGCAUCGAGAAAAUCAAGGACGACUGGUCCCGACAAGGAAAGCGACUGCUCGGUAUCAUCGAUCCGCCGCGUGACGAGAUUCCUUCUGUCGUCAACAUCCUCCGCAACGCAUCUAUCCGUAUCUUCAUGGUCACCGGUGAUUUCAAGCUUACUGCUGAAGCAAUCGCUGAAGAGUGCGGUAUCAUCUCUGACUCCUCAUCGAUUGAUAAUCUCACAGCCUUGAGCCGUCAAGAAAAGAACGGGUUCUCCCGCCGCGCUAUCGUGUUGAGCGGUCCUGAACUGAUGACACUCAACGAGAACCAGUGGGACCAGCUGUGCAACUAUGAGGAGAUAGUCUUCGCCAGGACCACACCCGAGCAGAAGCUGCGUAUUGUCAAGGAAUUCCAGUCGCGACAGAACAUUGUUGGCAUGACAGGCGACGGUGUGAACGACGCUCCUUCACUCAAGGCUGCUGACAUCGGUAUUGCGAUGGGUAGCGGUAGCGACAUCGCGAUCGAGGCUGCAGACAUGGUGCUUCUCGACUCUUUCGCCGCUAUCGUUGCGGCCGUCGAAUAUGGCCGUUUGGUGUACGACAACUUGAAGAAGACGAUUUUGUACCUGCUGCCUGCUGGAUCUUUCAGUGAGCUUUGGCCCGUUGUCACAAACGUUGCGUUCGGUAUCCCGCAGAUCCUGUCAUCCUUCCUAAUGCUGGUCUUCAAGAUCGUUAUCUGCUGUUUCACCGAUUGUGUGGCUGCCAUCACCCUCGCCUACGAGAAGCCCGAGUCUGACUUGAUGCUGCGUCCACCCCGUAGCCCCAAGAAAGACCAUCUCGUUGAUGCAAAGCUUAUCUUCCAUGCGUAUUUUGUCGUUGGGCUGCUCGAAUGCUUCUUGUCUUUCACCAUGGCCUUCUGGUACAUGGAGCGCAAGGGCAUCCCUUUUACCGCCAUGUGGCUCAAGUUCGGGAACUACACCGAUCAGUACGACGCGGACUACAUCAUCCAGACAUCGAACGAAGCAUCCAGUAUCUACUUCGUCACGCUAGUAGUCAUGCAGCUGUUCAACCUCCUUGCAACACGCACUCGCCGUCUUAGCAUCUUCCAACAACCCCCCAUCUUCAACAAGAAGACUCAGAAUCUGCUUCUGUUCCCAGCCAUGAUAUUCGCUAUCGUGGUCGUGUUCAUCUUCUGCUACCCUCCCAGCGUGCAGGAGGCGAUCGUUACGACGACUAUUCCAGUCGAGUACUGGUUUUUCCCUGUGGCGUUUGGGAUUGGACUAUUGAUGCUGGAUGAGGCGAGGAAGUGGGCGAUUCGCACGUGGCCGCAUGGUUUGCUUGCUAGGUUUGCUUGGUAG